Molecule: messenger RNA, 1567 nt
Organism: Malania oleifera
Lineage: Eukaryota; Viridiplantae; Streptophyta; Magnoliopsida; Santalales; Ximeniaceae
Product: SUMO-activating enzyme subunit 1A-like
Exons: 11
Coding region: 338-1312 (324 amino acids)
Biological process (GO): protein sumoylation
Cellular component (GO): cytoplasm; SUMO activating enzyme complex
Molecular function (GO): SUMO activating enzyme activity
Source: RefSeq, a predicted model, not a curated record
GGUUCUCCCACCCCAAAUUUUAAUUUCAUGACUCUAGACCAGUUUGAAAUCCCUCUACUUCAGUUUUAAUAAUUUAAAAAUGUUUUUUUCAAACACAAAAUCUACAAUUUUAGAUAUUAAAUGAAUUAUUCAUAUGCAUCUGAACGGGCAGCCAGAAAUCGGUCCGGGGCCAUCGGAUCCGGUGCACAGCCACUAAACGGUUCAAACCCGGUCUGAUCUUCACUCUCAGUUCUUCCCCCUGCUUCCAUCGCCAUCGUAAACACAGAUCUCGGUCUGCUUCUUUCUUCUUCUUCAAGCGCUGCAAAACCUAGCAAUUCUUCAGAAGAUAGGAUCGAGAAUGGACGGCGAGGAGCUGACAGAGCAGGAGACAGCAUUAUAUGAUCGCCAGAUUAGGGUGUGGGGCGUUGAUGCUCAGAGGAGAUUGAGCAAAGCUCAUGUAUUAGUCAGUGGAAUGAAAGGGACUGUUGCUGAGUUCUGCAAGAACAUUGUACUCGCAGGAGUUGGUAGUUUGACGUUGAUGGAUGAUCGGCCCGUGACUGAGGAAGCACUGUCUGCUAAUUUCUUGAUUCCUCCUGAUGAGAAUGUGUAUAGUGGGAAAUCUCUCGCUGAGCUUUGUUGUGAUUCUUUGAAAGAUUUCAAUCCGAUGGUUCGUGUUUCUGUGGAAAAAGGUGAUAUGUCAAGCUUUGGUGGAGAUUUCUAUAACAAAUUUGAUGUCGUAGUUGUCAGCAGUUGCUCCCUUGCAAAGAAAAAAUUGAUCAAUGAGAAAUUCCGGAAGUUAUCAAAACGCAUUGCUUUUUAUACUGUUGAUUGCAGGAACUCCUGUGGUGAAAUAUUUGUUGAUUUACAGAGUUAUAUAUAUUCAAGGAAAAAACUUGAUGAAACUGUUGAAUGCCAAUUGCAUUAUCCAAGUUUUGAGGAAGCUGUUGCCAUACCAUGGAAAUCACUUCCCAGGAGAGUGUCAAAGCUAUAUUUUGCUAUGCGAGUGAUAGAAAGGUUUGAGGAGGUUGAGGGGCGUGGUGCGGGGGAGAUUUCAUUAGCAGAUCUUCCAGGCAUUCUGAAACUGAGAAAGGAACUUUGCGAGGCACAUCUGCUGAAUGAAGCUCAUAUCCCCAAUGCUCUCCUGGAAAGACUGGCGGCAGGUACAAGAGAAUUCCCCCCAGUGUGUGCCAUUCUCGGGGGCAUUCUUGGACAGGAGGUUAUCAAAGCCAUAUCAGGCAAAGGGGAUCCCCUCAAGAAUUUCUUCUUCUUUGAUGCUAUGGAUGGGAAAGGCAUAAUCGAGGACAUAUCGAAUCCUAACAGUGGAACCACCUAGUAGGCACUGGUCUGAGCCUUCUCCUUGGAUUGGUAUAGACUAUAGGAAUGUAACAUUUUGGGCAUCCAUGUAUGAUAACUACCAGAGAGGAAAUCCCAGAAUUUUGAUGAUGCAUUUUUAGGAAAUCGAUCCCCUGUUGUUUAUUUUAUCACGAGCUUGAAAAUUUUCUAGUUCAAACAAGCAUCACUAAUCUUUCUGGGGUUUUCCCAGCCCACAAUAUCUAUCAACUCCUCAAUAUAUUUAUAUGCUGACAUA